AUCCACUGAAUAACCAACAUGCCUCAAAUCUACAACACACAAUCUUUGUAAAUCUACAAGUAUGUCUAAACUUCAAAAUGAGGCUGAUAGCAUCCCUAUAUGACGCUCUAAUACGUCCCUCUCUCCCUCUUUCGUGUACAGGUAUCACACAAUGUAUCAAGUCAUGUGAUCGCCUUGCUGCUCAAGAACAAAUAUUUGUCAAACUAAAGAUGCUGCUGGAAGUCAUUGUGCGUGCACCAGCUCAAGAAAGAGGAGGGGGAGGGGGCCAGGACGGCUCGCCUAGCCAAGGUGGCAACGUAGGACGAAGAAGACCACUGCUGCAUUUUGCUCCCCCAGGCUUUACAGAGGCCGUCGUUAAGCUAAUAUCGCAGCUCAUGGUGACAACCAAAGACGCUCCCAAUCCUAGACUUCAGUAUCAUCUGUCUGAUCUUCUCUCACCGAAGCUUGUGAUAAAGGACACCAUUUUCCCAAAGAUUCUUCUUCCCCUCUGUAUCCACCUUGGCCUCAGAGAGGAUCUGGAGAGGCUCCCAGAGCAGGACCUAGAGUUUCUCCUCCAGCUGCUCGACAAGAAAGUCGAGAACAUUCUGAAGUUGAGUCGUCCUCCUCUCCAUCCAAGCCAUUUCAUGGACCUGUCUCGUACCGAGAUCCCAGCCGACAUGUUCUGCAGAGCCAUCAAGGUGUUCUGCUGUGCAUUCUCCGAGUCUUUCAGACUCAUGGACUGGUCAGGGGUGGCUCAGUGGAUCAUGUCUCUCUCACUCAGGAGACUAGAGGGUCUGCGGCCGAGCAAGCCUCACGAGUCAGAUGAGAAAACUGGAUCUUCUUCGUCUCUUCUUAGUUCAACUAGCAGUCGAUCCUCGCGUCACACCUCCGUUUCAGGUCAGUCUAAUUUUGACUCCUACCUUGCCUAUUACAAGGCACUCUUGACUCACGUGUACGAGGGUCUUCUCUGUGUCCAUCACAUCCCUCUCUUCUCCUUUAUUUGGCCACUCCUGGGACAGCUUGAGUCACUGCUAAGUGAAGUUGAAAGGAGUGUCAAGGUGGAGAGUCCAGUGCAGCUGCAGGCCUUCAGAAACUGCAUAGACAAGUGCCAGUCUCUGAGGAGACAUGGGCAGAGCCAAACUGCCAGGAGCAAGAACGACCUCCUCACCAGCUACAAAGAUGAACUGAAGUCUCCGAGUUCACACAGCAAGUUCAAACGAGCCUCAACCAUCUUAGAGCACUCGCGUCCUCCAAGACACCCGAAAAGAAGGCUCUCGUACCAACACUCUCUCCCCAGCAUUGGGGAAGAGGGUGGCACGGGGAAUGCGAGGAAAGGAAAAAAGCGUUCGGAUGCACGGCCAAACUUUCUGAAGUUUUCCAAUCCUUCACCGGAGGAGAGUAGAAGCAAGAGGACAGUGGUGGUAAUGAAAGGUGAGGAUUUGAAGAAGCGGCCAGCCCGUGCCUCAGCAGGUGAAACAUCUGCUAAGGGAAGUGUCUCGUCCACUGACGGUGUCACUGCUUCGAAGCGAACUUCUCAAACCUCUACUAGCUUCCAACCAAAAAGAACUGCAGGUAGAAAGACCGUAGGCAGUCAGCAACCUGCUCUCUCUCCACUAACUAGCCCACCAGUUGAGGCCUCACCUAGACGAGUACGAAAGGCUAGAAAGCCGCCGGCAGAGAAACAAUCAAGGAAUCCUCCUCUUUCACAGUUGAGGGAUGACAGCAAGUUCACUAGUUCAGAGUUCCAAGCAGACGUUGAAGAUUUUGAUGCCGUCAGCCCAAUGGAGGAAAGAAAAACAGAGGGGUGCAUUGUGACCGCCAAUGAGAUGGCUCUUACUCCUAAGUCACAUGCAACGGUCACUAUUGAAGCAGAGGUACACUUGGAAUCGGGCGAGAGGCACAAACUAGACACUAAAGAGGCGUCAAUUACUUCCGUGUCAUCUUUGAUUCUCCCCCCACCACCAUCCCCACGACCCUCCUCUCGCUCUGCCUCACCUAUUUCUUCUCCCUCCCUUACCAUCCGCCACUUCCCACCCCUCACCCUCUCCCCUCCUCACAAGUCCCACUCCCCACGCACUUCCCCUCUCCCCAACAAUACUACCACCACUGCUGCCAUCCCUGCAAGCGACUCCUACGCACAUGAUGGCUCGAACGAUCUCCUAAUCCCUCGAGAGAGAGCAGAUUCUAGUCCCCCUCCUCCCUCACGUGAUUCCCUUCACGAUUCUUCUCCCUGCGAGACUGAAACUGACACGGACACUCUGCUUCCUCGAUCCACUAGCAGUAACUCUGGCGGGUCUCUCCCUCGUGGCAAGGCUCUUUCCCCCAACUCACCAACCUCCUCCAGGAGAAAGCUCUCCUCUGUGAGACCAGGGAGCGGCAAGGCUAAGAGUGGCUCUGUUCUUCUCAAUGCUCAUGGCCUGGCUGAAGACUCUGAUUGCUAAACUCUGCUGAUAUCCAAUUCUACCACCAGACUAUAAUGUUGUAAAAUUAUAAUACUGAACUUGUAUAGUGAUGCAUCAAAGGUGGCAUGCAGGGCAUGUACCACUAAUUUCAGAAUGAAGUU
This is a messenger RNA of Geodia barretti, 2542 nucleotides long. NCBI's taxonomy places the organism in Eukaryota, Metazoa, Porifera, Demospongiae, Tetractinellida, Geodiidae. The record is from the annotation of a GenBank genome assembly.